This is a messenger RNA of Anguilla rostrata (American eel), 5455 nucleotides long. It is a transcript of the gene il23r, whose product is annotated as interleukin 23 receptor. Gene Ontology annotation, molecular function: protein binding. The transcript has 16 exons. Lineage: Eukaryota; Metazoa; Chordata; Actinopteri; Anguilliformes; Anguillidae. Bases 2207 to 4804 code for a protein of 865 amino acids. The record is from RefSeq and is a predicted model, not a curated record.
CAUGGAGGCAAUCAAAAUAUCAACACGUCCUCAACUUCUUCAUUCUCAACAAGGUCUAAAAGAAAUGGAUCUAAUCUGAAACAUCAGCAUGACAUUUUGAGUACUUCCUGCCAAGAUUUGGGUCACAAAAAAUAGCUUUUUUCAACUUGUUUGAAGUGGUGGGACCUUCCCUUGCAGAGACUGGAGAGGGAAAUUGGGGCAGGUUUUAAAUGCUACCUCCUUCAACACCGCAAUCACAUUAUUGCUGGCUGAUCUGAGAAGCACAUGGGAUAAAGAGAAAAGUAAGUCUCCUCUCUCAUCCUCUCUCUUUGUCUGUCAUAAAAGCUACACAGAGAUUACAUUACAUUUAUUUGGCAGAUGCUUUUAUCCAAAGCGACAUACAAAAAGUAAAUUUCAUGGUCAUGGACAACACAGGUUCAAUAAGAUACAAUACUUAUUUUGUACAGCUAUUUCUAGCCAAGAACACAGUUUAGUUCACACAACAGUCUGAAGAGAUGAGUCUUCAGACCACGGCGGAAGAUGGGUAGUGAGGGAGAGGUUCGAAGAGGGACAGGGAGUUUGUUCCACCACUGGGGAGCUAGGGUGGAGAAGCUCUGUGAUCCCUAGAGAUUAUUUAUAACUGUUAAGCCAACUAUUAUGCUGUUCCAUUUCUUCCCAGCAAUUAGAAUUUCACAUAACCCCACAUACAAAAAAAAAAACAAUGUUGUAUUUUUUGUGUGGGGUUAUGUUAAAUUCACUCAGUGUUACUUCACCAAUGUUCAAAGUAAAAAGGUUAUAGUGAAACCAUUAUAGGGGCUUUCCAAAGGAAUAUCCCAUUCGUACCAUUCAGUAAUUCCCAGGCUGAAUCAUGUGGAUGCAUCCAUUUAUAUUUUGUGACAUCUUUGCAGUGUUGUACCAUUAGAGAGCUUCAAAAAUGGACAUGGCUCUAAAGCUUAAGUGAUUUACACCACUGUUUUAAAACUCUUUUGGAGUAAAGUGGCUGCUUUCCUGUAGGGAGUGUGCAGCUGUCCAGAUGUGUUUCAGGCACAUUCUAUGAGAACAUGACAAAUGGACUGCAAGAAAAAAGCAAACUUCAGAGGACACCAGAACAGUAACAUUCCUAUUUGCAAAACUUACCGUCUGUACACUUUGGUUCAAAUGUUUAAAGUACAGUGGGGGUGAUGUGUAAGGGGAAACAGAGUAUGGAAAUUGUCUGCUGGACCCCUGAACCACUAGUUUCAGUAAUAACAGUCAUGUAAAUUGUCUCUUUUUUACUUUAAAUUUACAUUUUAAAAGGUUUCACAUUUCUCAUUGUAAACUGGUGAUUAAAACAAAAAGUGGGCUGAGUUAACUAGACCACUGUGACCGAGAAGGUGCCUGUUAAUGUGGGACACUUAAGAUUUUGCAUUAGCAGAAAGACCACAAAUGUAGGUCAUUACAUUUAAAAGUUCAAAAGAAGUUUCCACACUGAAAAUGAAUGAAUAACAGGCAAAGAGCUUGAUUUGUUUUUCUUGCACGAACAUGAGUGCUUGGGCCAGUUUUUGUUGAAACAUAGAAGUGUGAAGAUGGACAAAGGAAUACUUUCAUUGCCAGCUGAGCACACAAGCAAAUCUCCCUUCUUUUCUUUUUUUUUUUACUACAUAAAACAAACAAAAAUGAUCCAUAAGACAAAGAGGAACCAUAAUACCAAACAGACAGGAUCUAGUAAGAGACAACCACAGACAGGGAUUUAACUAAUGCUAUUAGAUAAACUGAGAUCUACUACUGACUAUUUUUUUAAAUUGUAGUCAUAGAUAUUUUCUUGAAUGGUUUGGUAUGGUUGAGUGCGUUCAGAAGCUUUUGGGGGAAAUAAUUGUAUUUGAGGUGAAAUUGUGGAAUUAGUGGGAUUAGAGGAAUUAGCUCAGUGGCACAUGUAGAGAAACACUGAAUGAUGUCCAGAUUUCAUCAAAUAGCUUUAUUUGAUUUUUGGAAAGGGUUGCUAUUAUUAUUUUUUUCCAUUGAGAUGUGUUCAACAAAUUUAACAAUUGAGAUGUAUUGACUUUAUCUUUGCUUUUCCAGUCAAAGAAUAUUUUACACAUGCAGACCAUGAUUACCUCAAAUUACUCUUAUUGUCAUCCUCAUCAUUGGUAUCAUCUUCAUCAUCACAUCAUUUCUGUUGGAUCUUCAAGACCACUUCAUGGUUCUGGUUUUAAAUUCAUGAUAUGAUAGGAGCUUUCAAGUGAAUGACAUGGCUUUCUGCAGGAAAGUGUGGGAUAUAUUGUUUGUUAACCUUCUCUGCUGGAAAAUUGGAUCUUCCAUGCAAGUGAUUUGUAGCGGAGUCCUUCAGGUGGAACCUGGUAUUGUGGUGUACAUGGGCUCUGAGCUGACUGUCCUCUGUCGCUCAUAUGUGGAGCGCUGCGGCAGGCACUUCUCCAUUUAUCUCAACCGCCAGCUCCAGGGCCCCCUAGAGGUGAUCAACUGCACCACAGUGAGCCUGCGACUGGCUAACGUUGUGCCCAAUGCUCAGCUGGUCUGCAGAGUGAGCCAGGACAAAAUGCAGCAGACCGUGUGCGGAACGGUCCUCCAGCCUGGCUUUCCUCCAGAGAAGCCUACUGGACUGAGAUGUUUUGCACAGAAGGAUUCAGAAAAUGCCAGCUGCACUUGGAACAAAGGAAGGGAAACCCACCUCCUCACCAAAAAUGUUGCUACAUUUAAAUUCAAAAAUGGGACCCAAGCUUUCCAUCAACAGAGCUACAACAAGAGCUCUGUCUGUGUGCCACGGUCCUUGUUUGAUGGGGAUUUGGAGUUCAGUGUGAGAGCUCAGAAUGACCUGGGAGAGGCAGUGUCUGAUGUGAUCUCACUGUCAGUCAGAGACAUAAUUAUCCCCAGCACCCCUAAAAUCAUUAUGGUGGAGUUUGGGAAUAAUUCCCUGACGGCCACAUUACACUGGAACAUUUCGGAAUCAUCGGGGCUAUGGAGAGCCAGAGUCAGAAUCGGAGAUACCAGAAGACACACAGAAUUCUGGGGUCCUAGACAGGGUCCGGUGCAGCUGGAAGGCCUCAGACCCCUGUCCUGGUAUGAAUUCCAGAUUCAAGCCUGCUCCAUAGAAAAGAAGCCCAAGUGCAGCCAGUGGAGCUCCCCUGUACAGUACACAAGCCCAGGAACAGCACCUACUAAAAAAUUAGAUGUCUGGCGAAUACUCAGAAGUUUUCAAGAGAAUGGAACACGAAGUGUGACAGUUCUGUGGAAGCCUCUCAGGCCCGAGGACUGCGGAGAUGUGAUGGUGGGUCACGAGCUCGUUUACCAGGAGCGAGGGCGGAGGCAGGUGAUCACCUGCCCUGCCAAUGUCACAGAGAAAACGUUCCGCGUGUCACCUGACGUGAGCAGAAUCUUUGUCUACGCUGUCACAUCCACAGGGAAGUCCCCACCUGCUGCUCUGCACAUCUCAGAAGCAGGUCUCACCAUGCCUCAUGUGAGAGAUGUGGCUCCUGCACAUAAAGGCAGUGUUCUCCUGACCUGGGAUGCGUUUACGAGCCAUGAGAAUGUGUCAGCACUCGGCUAUGUUGUUCAGUGGCAGAGCCACUCUCAAGAUAUGCAAUGGAAGAGUCUAGCUGCUGCAGAUAGCUCUACCCUCAUUGAAGGUUUGGAACCAGGAGUAAGAUUCAACAUAUCCUUGUUUGCAAUAACAUCAGUGGGCAUAUCUGAUCCUGCCUUUCGCCAAGCCUAUUCUGAAGAAGAGAAACCACUCUCUGGGCCAAAAGUUUCAUUGCUGAAUUUCGAAGGAACCCAUAUACUAAUUCAGUGGGAGGAUCUUAGCCUGGAACAGAAGAGAGGUUUCAUCACUAACUAUACUGUCUAUGUGAGGAAACGCAACAAUGGACAACAAUUGACCCUGGGAGGCUCUAUGUCCAGACAAAUGUGGCUAAACCACCUGGACACGCCCUUUGACCUUCAUAUCUCUGCCUCCAACUCUGCUGGGGAGGGUCCUCUGGGGGAGGGGGUCUUCUGCCAGCUCCAACGCUCUCCAAAAGAUUGGUCAGAUGUUGGGCUUGGCCUUAUGAUUGCUGUCCCUCUGGUGAUUCUUGCCAACUUGAUGUGCUGGAAUUGUGUUCGGAGAAGUAUUACGAGGACAUGCACAAUGGUUGGACCCCAGUGGUUGUUUGAGAACUUCCCCAAAGUUGAAAACAGCACAGCCACCAAGCUACUGCAGGAGAAGGGAAGAAGUGACUCGGAGUCUUCCUGGAGGUCCAUGUAUGUUGAUCCCCCCUUUACUCCAGUGGAGAUCAUCCCAGCAGAGAGGACAGACUGGCACCCCCCUGCUGUGGGGCUCAAGAGUGCUGAUGUGGGUAUGGAAGGAGCGGUGUUACUAAGGAAACCAGAGACUGGUCCGCUCUUGGAAGAGGAUCAUGCAUACAAGCCCCAGAUCACCAGUGCAGCUCAAGAGGAGUUACCAGAGGAGGAGGAUAAUCCAUGGGUGACUCCCUUGCACACAGAGGUGACUCUAAUCCCGUGCCAGGAGGACACAGUGUGCAGUACGCAUGUGUCCGAGUUUCUGAGAGACUGGCUCUCUGACAUCACUCAGGACAGAUCUGGGGCAGGCCUGAACACCACGGGAGGCAUCCACUUCAAAGGCACACCCCUGAUUGUUCACACCACUGGGUCCUGGCCGGAGGAAGGGCUGACAGAGCUGGGCGACUGCCCCGAGGACAUCCACCUGGGGCAGACCUUACUGCCAGACCAACUGGUCAACUGCCUGAGAAGUCCUGCCAUUGACUUGUCUCCCACCACCUUCCUCAGGGAAUUACCCUGCAUGCCACACAGUACCACUACUGAGGAAUGUGUGUGAGUGAGUGUGUGUGUGUGUGUGUGUGUGUAUAUGUGCGUGUGUGUGUAUAUAUGUGUAUGUGCAUGUGUGUGUAUGUCUGUGUGUGUGUGUGUGUGUGUGUGUACGUGUGUGUGAGAGAGAGAGUGAGUGAAUGAGAUGGAAGGGGAAUAAUGACAUAGACUGCAAGCUUGCCAUGUAUGAGCAAGAAAAACCGUUGGAAACAAUGGUGAAACAUGCCAGUGAAACACCAAUACUUUUUGCCACUUUAAAUGCAUAUUUUUGCAAAUCAGCAUUAUCCAUAUUUCUAAUGGGAAACAAGGAUGAGUUCAUUAAUAUUUAAAAAGGUUUUUGUUAAAUAUUUUAAGUGGAAUAUACUAUUAUGUGCUAUUACUUUGUUAGUGGUAUGUUUGUGUGUCACAAGCCCUUUGAUUAAUUCUUAUAUCGUUUUACACUUGUUUACAAUCAGCAGGAAUUAAAAAAAAUAAUUUUCAGCUGUUCAGAACUGCUCGUUAGGCUGUUGUCAACUAGUUUAGAUCCAUCUGUCCAUCCUAUUUAUAUACAGGGGGACUAAAAGUUGUGUCCUCAGACUUUUAGUCCCCACUGUUCAUAGGUGGAUUUCUUGUGACUGAGUUGAAAUAAAGGAUUUAACCCCUUAAGUCAUGAUGACCCAUA